Suillus subalutaceus is the source of this 467-nucleotide messenger RNA. RefSeq lists its product as uncharacterized. The record is from RefSeq and is a predicted model, not a curated record. The transcript has 2 exons. NCBI's taxonomy places the organism in Eukaryota, Fungi, Basidiomycota, Agaricomycetes, Boletales, Suillaceae. The coding region runs from base 139 to 414 and encodes 91 amino acids.
GGUCAACCUGCCUGCAACUGGACGCAAGUUGUGCACUCCCUGAAUGGUCAAGGGCGCCGUUUGAGCCCUCUCAGGAUAUGGCCCCCUUCACACCCGUGCCUUGCCAAGGUCACAUAUUCAUGUGUCCCAUAGUUCUGGAUGUUCCUCUCUGCUCUUGCAUGGCCUUCAUGGUGGCUGGGAAUGCCGUGCCCAUUACCGUCUUGUAACAUCUUGUAUCUUGAGCCAUCCCUCCUAUUUAUUCUGCCUAUGUCGUCCCCACCCAACCCUUCGCUCCUGACUGGUCUUUUCAUUUUCCAGUCCUCAAGGACGCCCACACACUCGCUCGUUCCUUUGCCAUUGUGCUUGAUAAUGCACGCUUGCACACUCCUUCGUACGACUGCCCUCGUCGCUCCAUACGUCGAUCGUGUUUUAUGACAGGGAAUUGAAUGCGACACAUGUAUGCACUUUUGGUCGUAUUUGUACUAAUC